UGUUUUGCAAAGGUGGGGGAGAGUGUCCCAGGGAGAAAUCCCUAAGGGAAUGGCAAAAUUCAAAAUAAAAAAUCAAAGUGACAACUGGCACCGUAGCAAGCCUGCGAAGUGAAGCAAAUGACUAAUUGAGAAACAAAAGACAAUCGCUCUUCUUCCCCAUCUCAAUCCCAUGCAUAAGAUUAUAAGAGUGACAAUAAAUCAAUGGUGGCCCCCUUUGGGUGGGGUUGCCCUGUCCCUGCUUCCCCUGCUAGAUUUUGAGUCUCUGUCCUCUUUGCUUUGCUCUUCUUUCUCUCUCUCUCCCAACCCCUUUUUUUAACCUCUGUAACAACAAUAACAGCAAUUGCAAAAUCCCCCAUUCAUUUGCCCCAACACGCCAGGUUGUUCACUUCAUUGUCUCCCAAUCAAAUCUCGAUACCCCAUCAAUCCGAUACCCAAAAAAAUUUACGAAGAAAGAAAGUAGAGACUGAGCGGCUGAACCUCCCCGAAGGCCAAAAACCCAAAACAAAACAGAACAAAACAUAAUCGGAUCUUUCUCUUUCUCUUACAUUAAAUGCCGCAUUCAGACUCGCUCGUGUCUUUUACUUUAAUUCUCACCCAACUGGCCAGCUCUAGUUUUUCUCGCCAUUUUUAAUAGGUACGAUCGCUGAUGCCAAUGCUGUGAACUAAAAGACAAUAAAAUACAGGCAAAAGAUAAAAACCAUAGCGGUACAUAUUCAAUACGAUGGCAACAACAACAACAACAACAACAUCAGUUUCUACCAAAACAUCGUCUGCUCAGCUCAAAGUCCAAGUCCAACCCAUCAAGCCCAAACGUCGCAAGUGCAAAGAAACCACCAUUUCUUCCUGUGUCUCCACGGCUGCUGGUACUGCUACUACUGCUACUACAAACAACUACCCAGAGUCGGUUUUUUCUGGGGUUUUGGCUCGGAAACUUGACCCUCCUACCAUUGUUUCCCCUGAUAGCCCUUGGUGCUGUCCUGCUUCAAAACCCCUCCCCACUCCCCCACCUCCCCCUCCUUCUCCUCCUCCGCUUCCGCCGCAAGCUCGCCGUGUUCCGGACCAGGGAAUAACCGAUUCUUUGUGGGGUUUCAAGAUCCGAUAUUCUCCGGGCAGUGUAUCACCCGUCAUGGACUUCACGGGCGGGACAACACUCUCCAACGGUCACUCUCCGUCGAGUUUCACCAACUUCAACUCUGCUCUCACGGCGGGUCUUUUAAACCCGAUGUCGCCGCCGCCUCCACCGGACAAGACGCGAUCCAGCCCGACCCUUUUCGAGAUGAUGGCUAGUGAACCCGAUAUCCACCCAAGAACCCAAACCCAAAACCAAGCUCAGAUCCAAGUACCCAUUGCAGCUCCCAGACAAAAUCAACCCCCGCCAGUAAUGGAUAAGCAGGCAUUGACCAUGCAGCGAAUUUCGGAUCUUUUGUCGACCCGGAGCCCUGGGAACCAGUUUAACGACCCAGGUUCGAGUGAUGUAAAGCUGACGUUGAGUUCCAAGGAUGGGAUUAGUGUGGCAAUGAACGUGCACAGACAAAUACUGGUGGCACACAGUAGGUUUUUUGCAGUGAAGUUAUCGGAUCGAUGGGCAAGUCAGCAGAGGAAUGGAUCAGCUGGGCCGUACAUUGUGGAAAUAGCGGAUUGUGAUGACGUGGAGGUUUAUAUAGAGACUUUGAGGUUGAUGUAUUGUAAAGAUUUGAAGAAGAAGUUAAUGAGAGAGGACGUUUCUAAGGUUCUUGGAAUUUUGAAGGUUUCAGCGGCAAUUGGAUUUGAUGCUGGGGUUUUGUCUUGUUUGGAGUACUUGGAAGCCGCUCCUUGGGCUGAGGAUGAAGAAGAGAAAGUGGCUUCUUUGUUGUCAGAGCUCCGCCUUGAAAAUGUUGGAGCAGGGGAAGUUUUGAAGAGGGUUUCUGUUGAAGUGACUAAUGGAACUGAUGAGGGUGGCGAUAAUGAAGAAGUGCUUCUCAAGCUUUUACAUGUGGUUCUUGAAGGCAAAGAUGAGAAGGCAAGGCGUGAAAUGAAAGGAUUGGUCUUGAAGAUGCUUCGUGAGAAUCCAUCUCAGAAUGAUCUACGGAAAGAGUCUUUGUAUUCAGCUUGUGAUGGCUGUCUGGAACUUCUCCGACACCAUUUUCUCCGAGCAGCUUCAUCUGAUUUGCAGGAUGUGAGUCAGAUUGCAAGACAAGCAGAUAAUUUGCACUGGAUUUUGGACAUUUUGAUUGAUAGGCAAAUUGCUGAGGAUUUUCUAAAAUCAUGGGCUUCGCAAUCUGAAUUAUCUGAUGCUCAUUCGAAAGUUCCAGCUGUCCAUAGGUAUGAAGUCAGCAGAGUUACUGCACGGCUAUUUGUGGGAAUUGGAAAGGGGCAUUUAUUGGCAUCAAAGGAAGUAAGGUUCUUGCUUUUACAAACAUGGUUGGUGCCAUUUUAUGAUGAUUUUGGGUGGAUGAGGAGGGCAUCAAAAGGCCUUGAUAGACAUUUAAUUGAGGAUGGUCUUAGUAACACAAUUCUCACCUUACCUCUGGCUUGGCAACAGGAAAUUUUGAUUGCUUGGUUUGAUAGAUUCUUGAACUCUGGUGAAGAUUGUCCAAACAUUCAAAAAGGUUUUGAAGUUUGGUGGAGGAGGGCUUUCUGGCGACGCAGUGGUGAACAAGAACUACCAAGGCAAUUACAUGUUACAGCUGCAACCAUUGAGAACUCAUAAAGUUCCUAUUACAUGGUGCAGAACCGGUGGUACUUUAAUGGGUGCUGCUUAUGGAAAAAAAGAUCUGUGCCACCUUUUGUUCAAAUUUGUGAUGAGCUUCAGAGAGGAGUAGGCUUUUAUGGGGUCAUAAUUAAAAACUUUGGAGUGGCAGAACUCUAAAAAAUGAGGUUGCUAAUAUUAGCCAGAUACACUCCAGAAUGUUGGAAGCAAGAUGGUGUUGAAUUCAUGGUUUUCUGAUCUUAGACUGAUGUGAAAAUCUUGAUUGUAGAAUGCAGUGCAUCCUAUAAGAUGCUGCAGGAAAGAUGAUGACUACUUGUGGUGGCUUGCUGACAUUUAUUUCAGCGGUGAAUGUUGAAAACUUGAAAUCUAAGUCAAACUCUUGAGCAUCUUUACCAUAUUAUUUUAGUAAAAAAUGAUGUUGGGGAAUAACUUCUUUACUAGUGUUCCUGUGGGAAUAACCUAGGAAUAUGUUUGGAAUAACUUCUCCCGUGUAAUAUGCUGCAGAGGUUUGUGGGAAAAUCAAUAUUCUUUCCUUCUUUGUCGAGGAUUUUGGUUUUGAACUUUACUAGAAGACAUUAGCUUUGAGAUUCCAAAACUUGAUAGAUGAUAUGGAAAAAAUAAAGUUCAUGUGAUCCUAAAGGUUCUUUAUUGCCUUUGAAGACUUCAACUUCGUAUAGUUAUUUUGUGAAUGUGCCUUUGCACCACUUAGUUCAACUGGAGAAUCAAUAUCAAUAACGGCUCCAGAUGGGACAGAUUGAAAAAAAAGGGCUCAUCAUUUAUAUGCUCUAAAAAUGCCAUAUCCAUUCUCAUUUGAAGCCAAUGGGGAAAAAGUUGUAUGGAUGUGCUCCACUUGUAUCAUUUCAUAGCUGCAGCUCUUCUCUUAAGUGAAAACCAGCUUUCCAACAUCUCCUUUAUCAAACAAA
Molecule: messenger RNA, 3612 nt
Organism: Durio zibethinus
Lineage: Eukaryota; Viridiplantae; Streptophyta; Magnoliopsida; Malvales; Malvaceae
Product: BTB/POZ domain-containing protein At1g63850-like
Molecular function (GO): protein binding
Source: RefSeq, a predicted model, not a curated record